Messenger RNA from Meyerozyma guilliermondii ATCC 6260, 1800 nucleotides. RefSeq names its product protein channel (gene TOM70). The transcript has a single exon. Lineage: Eukaryota; Fungi; Ascomycota; Pichiomycetes; Serinales; Debaryomycetaceae. Gene Ontology annotation, cellular component: mitochondrial outer membrane. Gene Ontology annotation, molecular function: protein binding. The record is from RefSeq and is a predicted model, not a curated record. The coding region runs from base 1 to 1800 and encodes 599 amino acids.
AUGGCUUCCGACAGCUUUUUUGUAAGGAACAGAACAGCUAUUGCUGUAACAACCUUGGCUGGUGUUUCGGCUAUUGGUGCAUACUACUAUUACACCCAACAAGCCGAAUCACAAGACGAAGACAAAAAGAAGAAGAAGAAGAAAUCGAAGAAGAAGGGAAAGCCAUCUCCAGGAGCUUCCAAUGGCACAACUACUGCAACCCCCUCGGUCGGGUCUAGCAAGAUUUACCCUGUAGACUCGAAAACUGGAUUGCCAAACAUCACCGAGAGUGACAUUAGCAACCUCUCGGCCAAGGACCGCGAAGCCUGGGCAAUGGCGUUGAAGGAGGAUGGAAAUACCGAGUUUAAGAGCAAAAACUACGAGAACGGGAUUGCCUACUACACUGCUGCUUUGCAAUUGAAGAAUGAUCCAGUGUUUUACUCCAACAGAUCUGCAUGUUACGCAGCUCUUCAGGAUCACGAAAAUGUCAUCAAGGAUACCACGGAAGCGAUCAAGUUGAAGCCUGAUUACACCAAGUGUGUGUUGAGAAGAGCCACAUCGUACGAAAUCUUGGAAAACUACACCGAGGCCAUGUUUGAUUUGACCGCUUUGACCAUCUACGGAGGUUUCAGUAACAAGUCAGUCGAAGAAGUUUUGGAAAGAGUCUUGAAGAAACAUGCCGUCAAGAUUGUUGAAGAAGACUUGAAGCACAGAGUACCUGAAUUGCCUUCUGCUUCCACCAUCUCGUCGUUCUUUGGAGCUUUUGCACCUGAAACUAACCCCGAGGGUAUCAGUGAAGAAUCCACCGGUGCCGACAAGUUCUUGUACGACACAAUCUCCAACUUGAACGCUAACACCAUUGAAGGCUACGAGGCCGCCGACACUUUGGUGAACCAAGCUGUGGAAGCUUAUAAGGUUGACGAGUUGAAUGCCAACUCUGAAAAUGCUGCCAAGGCCGCUAUUGCAUUGGAAUACUCUGCUGCAAUGAAAUUCUUGAAAAACGAACCAACUGCUGCUGCUGCUGAUAUUGCAAAGGCUAUCGAUUUGCAGCCCAGAGCGAGAACCUACGUCUUCAGAGCCUUGAUCAGUGCUGAUAAGGCAUCAUUUGGCGAGGCACUUCAAGACUUUUCUACUGCUGCGGCUAUGGAUCCUAAGAGCCCCGAUGUAUUUUAUCAAUUAGGCCAGUUGUAUUACCUCACAGGUGACUUGGAAAAGGCCAAGGACAAUUUCACCAAGGCUAUGGAAUUGAAUCCAAACAACGUGUAUGCUCACAUUCAAUUGGCUUGUAUUACUUAUAAGAACGGUGCUGUCAAGGAAGCUGAAGAAAAAUUUACCCAAGCUAAAUUGAAGUUCACAACUUCUCCUGAGGUGCCCAAUUACUUUGGUGAGAUUUUGGCUGAUCGUGGAGAAAUGGACUUGGCAUGCAAACAGUUUGAAAUUUCGGCCAGAUUACAAGAAGCAUUACCAACCUACUCUGUUGGUGCACUCCCAUUGAUUAACAAAGCCAGUUUGAUUUCAAGAGAGUCCAUGGAGAGAAUCGACGAAGCUGAAGAGUUGCUCACAACAGCAUGUGCUUUAGAUCCAAAGUCGGAGCUCGCAAGAAUUACAUUGGCUCAAAUCAAGUUACAAAAGGAAGAUGUUGACGAAGCUAUUGUUUUGUUCGAAGAGUCGUCGAAGCUCGCCAGAUCCAUCGAAGAGAAAGUACAGGCCACGUCUUUUGCCGAAGCCACCAAAAUGCAAAGGCGCAUCAAGCAAGACCCUGUAUUGGCACUUAAGAUUGAAGAAGUCAUGAAGCAGGCAAUGAUGCAGCAGCAAAGCUAA